Molecule: messenger RNA, 933 nt
Organism: Lactuca virosa
Lineage: Eukaryota; Viridiplantae; Streptophyta; Magnoliopsida; Asterales; Asteraceae
Source: the annotation of a GenBank genome assembly
AUGUUGCUGAAAGUUGUUCAGACUGUCGUUGCGGCGACGGCGACUAACAAUGGCGUCUUUAAAGAAAACACCCGUGUCGUAACUCAUCCCCGAUCCAUCGAUUUCUUUUCAAUUCGAAGAAGAAACACCGGCUUCUUAUGCAAUUCAUCGUCCCGGAGGGUUGCACCGGUAAUGGUUGUGAAGACCGAAGAACAACCGACCACCGUUGUUGUCGGUUUGAACGAAGCAGAGGAGGAAAAGAGCCUGGCGGACAAGCUCUGGAUGGGAAGCUUGACGGAAGAUGGAUUAUCGUAUAAGGAGAGGUUCAUCAUUAGGUGUUAUGAAGUCGAGAUUAACAAAACUGCUACUGUCGAAACAAUUGCCAAUCUCUUGCAGAGUGUGGGGUUUUCAACAGAUGGAUUUGCCACUACAACCACUAUGAGAAAGUUGCAUCUCAUUUGGGUGACUUCACGAAUGCACAUUGAAAUCUACAGAUACCCUGCAUGGAGUGAUGUGGUUGAAAUUGAGACUUGGUGUCAAAGUGAAGGAAGAAUUGGUACUAGACGUGAUUGGAUUAUAAAAGACCAUUCUAAUGGUGAGGUCAUUGGAAGGGCUACAAGCAAGUGGAUGAUGAUGAAUGAGGAUACUAGAAGACUUCAGAAAGUAAAUGAUGAUGUUAGAGAUGAGUAUUUAAUAUUUUGUCCCAAGACACCUAGAUUAGCAUUUCUAGAAGAGACCAAUAGCAGCCUGAAGAAGAUAGCAAAACUAAAAGACCCUGCUGAAUAUUCAACGCUAGGACUUGUGAGUAUCCCACAAGAAGUGAUCGACACUCAUGAACUACAAACUAUAACCUUAGACUAUAGGCGUGAAUGCCAACAUGAUGAUAUUGUUGAUUCCCUUACAAGUUCAGAACUUGAAGGAACCAAUGGAUCCGCAUCUUCUGGACAACAUUGA